AUGGCAAAAUCAGAUGCCACCAUUGAGAUGCCAGCUCUGGGCCGCCCAUUCCAGCUGGGGAUGCUGUACGACUGCCGCAGCGACUCCCUCAUCCCAGGGGUCACGCUGUGGACCCUGGACCAGCUUCUCAAGGAUGUAAGCAGAAAACCACAACCUAGGACUGAAUUUGAGAUCAUCGCAUCCGACACCAUUGAAGAGAAGGCCAAUGCCCUCAAUGUCACAGCCUCGCUGAAGGCCAGUUUCCUGGGGGGGCUGGUUGAAGUAAGUGGAUCUGCCAAAUACUUAAAUGACACCAAAAAAUCCAAACAACAGGCCCGAAUUACUCUCAAGUACUCUGCCACAACAAACUUUGAGCAACUAACUAUGAACCAAUUAGGACCAGAAAAUGUCUCUUAUCGUGCUGUAUUUGAUCAAGGCACGGCCACCCAUGUGGUCACGGCUGUGCUGUACGGGGCUCAGGCUUUCUUCGUGUUUGAUCGGGAAGUUUCUUCUUCUGAGAAUGUGCGUGAGAUAGAGGGAAAGCUCCAGAUUGCAAUUAAAAAGAUACCCCUGUUUUCCAUAGAAGGGGAAGGAGCUGUCAGAAUGGAUGAAAGUGAACAAUCAAAUGCUGAAAAAUUUAACUGCAAGUUCCAUGGUGAUUUUGCUCUUGAGAACAAUCCAACUAAUUUCCAAGAUGCCAUGAAAACAUAUUCCACCCUCCCGAAGCUGCUGGGUGACAGCGGGGAGAAGGCCGUACCAGUGAGAGUCUGGUUGUACCCGCUGACCAAGCUGGAUUCCAAAGCUGCUCAGCUGGUGCGUGAGAUCAGCUUAACACUGAUUUCUGAUGCUCAGACUGCUAUGGAGGAACUCAUAGAACUAAAUAUGCGAUGCAAUGACAUGGUGAAGAAUCCGAUUGCCACAAACUUCCCCGAAAUCAAGCAGAAAAUCCAGCAAUUCAAAAAUCUGUGUAAGCAACACAGACAGACUUUCCAGAAACAGCUAGCAGGACUCUUGCCAUCUAUCCGUGGAGGUGGAAAAGAGGAGGGGGCCCUGGUGGAUAUUUUAUCGUGUAAAAACCAGUCACCGUUCAAUAUCCAGAACCUCAGUGAAUUUCUGGAUACAAAGGAGAAAGAGAUAAAUUAUGUGAAUUCCUACCUUAGGAUCCUAAGCAAUGUAGAGGUGGUGUCCUCUCAGAGUGAACUAGAUGAACUAGUACUCAGCCCUGAUCUUGACUUCAUCGUCUCCUUUACAUUCACCUCACUGCAUGAAGAGGAACCAUAUUUAUCAGAUUUAAAACAAUGGCUUCAGAACCAAUAUAUAAAGGAAACUCAUGAUCCUGAAUUAGCCAGUUCUGUUGCUGAGAAACCAAAAUCCAAAGUGUGGUUUGAGGAAAAAGAAAUGUAUAAAAAAGCUCGAAAAUCUGCAAGGUCCCUUUCACAUUUUGUCAGUGUCAACAAAUCUAAUGGGACGACUCGGUUCAUUGUGGCCUCUGUUCCAGACAAGGACAAUCCAGGCACUGCCAUUUACCUGUAUGAGGAUGGAGAGCUGGUCAGCACCAACUUUGAGCCUCCAUCAAAGCCUCGUCCUCCCCAGAUUGAUGGAAUCAGACAUGACCGUGUGCAGCUCACGUUUAACCCAGAAGCCUAUGGCAGGGCUGCGAUAUCCGGCUAUCGGGCAGAGUACAGAAUUGUAGGGCAGGAGAACUGGACGGCUGUGACUGUAAAUAACACACAAGAGACAUUCACAGUGACAGGGCUCCGUGCAAACACCGAGUACCAGUUCCGAUACGCUGCAGUGAGCAAACCAGGGCUCAGCGAGAGCAGCGACGUGAGUGAUCCUGUGAAGACGCUCUCUCCAACCAGCCCCCCUGGGAAGCCCGUAACAGUUAUUGCAGAUUCAUCUGCCAUUGCCCUUUCCUGGGAAAGUCCAAGUGUCACUGGAGACGGAGUUAGAAUAAAGGAGUAUAAGGUGGAAUAUAAAGAGGAGGCAGGAGAUACGAGUCAGGAGGGGAAAGACAAAUGGCUGGAACGAAGGACAGGAAAGAGAACCGAGUUCUGUAGCGUUGAUGGACUGCGUCCUGAGACCUCCUACAGAUUCCGGGUGUCGGCUGUGUGUGCGGAUGGGGCUGUGAGUGACCCGAGCGAGGAGACUUGCAUCUCAACCCUAAAGAAAGGUAACAUAUAUAUAUAUGUACCUGGGGAUCAAGCCCUGGCUCUGAUCCUGGCACAAGGGUCUCACUCACUUGAGGAUAACACCCAGAGCGUGAACGUGAAUGUGACUCUGGAUCCAGACACGGCACAUCCUGAGCUCAUCUUGUCUGAAGAUCGAAGAAGCGUGAGCCGGGGACACGAGAGCCAGAUGUUGCCUUACAAACCGGAGAGAUUUGAUUAUUUACUCAGUGUGCUGGGCUCUGAGGGCUUCAACUCAGGGAAACAUUCCUGGCAGGUGAAGGUGGAGGGAGGGGCAUCCGCAGACUGGGCUGUGGGGGUAGCUAAACAGUCUGUGCUAAGGAAGGAAGAGGUUGACUUUACCCCUGAGAAGGGGGUCUGGGUGGUGCAGAAAUGGGGCAGUGCCCAAGACUAUCGGGCUCAAACCUCCCCUGUCACCCGCCUGUCCUUGAGUAGAGAACCCAGCAGGAUCCGGGUCUCUCUGGACUAUGAAGGGGGGUCAGUGGCAUUUAAUUAUGCUGAUAAUCUGGCCCCGAUUUUCACUUUCCCACGGGCCUAUUUCAAUGGGGAGAAAAUUUUCCCUUUCUUCUGGGUCUGGGGUACAGGAUUCAAGCUGAGCCUGCAUCCCUGA
Messenger RNA from Mauremys reevesii (Reeves's turtle), 2778 nucleotides. Its product is annotated as stonustoxin subunit alpha-like. Gene Ontology annotation, molecular function: protein binding. The record is from RefSeq and is a predicted model, not a curated record. Lineage: Eukaryota; Metazoa; Chordata; Testudines; Geoemydidae. Bases 1 to 2778 code for a protein of 925 amino acids. The transcript is spliced from 4 exons.